This is a messenger RNA of Miscanthus lutarioriparius, 846 nucleotides long. Lineage: Eukaryota; Viridiplantae; Streptophyta; Magnoliopsida; Poales; Poaceae. The record is from the annotation of a GenBank genome assembly.
AUGCUAAGUUGGCUCCGACGCUUCCCUAACGAUGUGAUCCAUAGGAAGGGCAAUGGCACCACCACAGGCCGGAGGACCUCCUCCUCCACCUCUUGGAGGAACAAGAGCAACAGCUUCACCGCACGGAUCAUCCGUUGUGCCUCCUCUGUGGUCGAUACAGCAGGCCGCCGACACGACGACGACGACGACGACGAUGAAGAUGAUGAUUGUCGUCUACCGUCGUCGCCUCCUCCUCCAGCACCACCAAAUCAUUAUAAUAAUGACAGUGGCAGAAACACCAGUGUCAUCUCGGCCAAAGCCUUCUCGUUCCGCGAGCUAGCUGACGCCGCAGGAAACUUUCGCCAAGCCAACUUCCUCGGCGAGGGGGGAUUCGGUCGCGUCUACAAGGCCCGCCUGCUCAUUGCUGGUGAGGACGACCUUCCGGUGGCCAUCAAGCAGCUGGACCGCAAUGGCUUCCAGGGCAACAAUGAGUUCAUGGUGGAGGUGCUCAUGCUCAGCAUGCUGCACCACCCCAACCUCGUCAGCCUCAUUGGUUACUGCGCCGAGGGUGACCAACGCCUGCUCGUCUAUGAGUACAUGGCACUAGGAUCCCUCGAGGACCACCUGUUGCUGCUGCGUGAUGAUGACGAUCAUGACAACGAUGACAGCCAACAGCAGCAUGGCCCUUUGCCUUGGCGCACGAGGAUGAAGAUCGCGCUCGGCGCGGCGCGGGGUCUAGAGUACCUGCAUGAAAACACUGUCAUCUACCGAGAUCUCAAGUCCUCCAACAUCCUCCUCGACCAAGACUACAAUCCCAAGCUCUCCGACUUCGGCCUCGCCAAGCUCCUCCCCCGCCCCGCGCACUGA